UCAUAGCUCAUAAGCAAUAUAUACAAUAAUAUAUAGAGAGAUAAUAGAGAGAUGGGUGUAAUUUGUUACAAACAUGAGUUGAGGGGUCAAAUUAGCCCAAAAAGAAUGUUUAAGGCCUUGAUUUUGGAUUCCAGCAAUCUCAUCCCAAAGCUCUUACCUCAAUUCAUUCAAACCAUUGACAUAAUCCAUGGAGAUGGAGGUCCAGGAACCAUUGAACAAGUUAACUUCACUCAAGGUAGCCAUGUUGGGUAUGUAAGGAAUCGGAUCGAUUUUCUCGACGAGGAAAACUUAGUUUGCAAGUACACCAUGAUUGAAGGUGACCCUUUGGGUGUUAACAACCUUGAAUGCAUAGCUUACGAGGUAAGGUUUGAGUCUAUCGCAAAUAAUGAAGGGUGCAUUUGUAAUAUUACGAGCAAUUACCACACUUUAGGCGAUUUGGAAAAAAUCGAAGAAGAAGAGAUAAAAGCUGGAAAAGAAAGUGGAGUUGCCAUAUUUAAAGUCAUAGAGAAUUAUCUAUUGGAUAAUCCUCAUCUCUAAGCUUUUUUAUUGAUUAUAUUAAUAUGUCACACAUUAUUGUUUUUUUUUUGUCUAAUAAAAGCAUCUAAGGAUAAUAUUGUCUAUU
This is a messenger RNA of Impatiens glandulifera, 622 nucleotides long. Its product is annotated as major strawberry allergen Fra a 1-3-like. Gene Ontology annotation, biological process: abscisic acid-activated signaling pathway; defense response. Gene Ontology annotation, molecular function: signaling receptor activity; protein phosphatase inhibitor activity; abscisic acid binding. Gene Ontology annotation, cellular component: nucleus; cytoplasm. Lineage: Eukaryota; Viridiplantae; Streptophyta; Magnoliopsida; Ericales; Balsaminaceae. Bases 52 to 537 code for a protein of 161 amino acids. The record is from RefSeq and is a predicted model, not a curated record. The transcript is spliced from 2 exons.